Molecule: messenger RNA, 2431 nt
Organism: Neocloeon triangulifer
Lineage: Eukaryota; Metazoa; Arthropoda; Insecta; Ephemeroptera; Baetidae
Gene: Klp64D
Product: kinesin-like protein KIF3A
Exons: 10
Biological process (GO): microtubule-based movement
Molecular function (GO): microtubule binding; microtubule motor activity; ATP binding
Source: RefSeq, a predicted model, not a curated record
CGUAACUAAGGACCCGUAGCAAAACAAAUCGGGGAAUUUUAUUGAUUUUCCGAAUUUUUCAGAAAUGCGACCAAAAUAGAUGCUAGUCAGCAAAAAUUGAGAAUGGAAAAUAAACUUGCAGAAAUGGAGUCGGGUGAGGUGGAAAACGUGAGAGUGGUCGUCCGUGUGAGACCAAUGAACGAGAAAGAGUCCAACUCAGCUUUCAAAAGUAUUGUGGACGUUGACUCUGUUACCAACACUGUGAUUGUCCUCAACCCUAAUGCACAGGCUGGAGAACCACCCAAAACUUUCACGUUCGAUUUGGUAUUCGGGCCAGACUCCAAACAAUUUGACAUCUAUAAUCAAACUGCAAGGCCAAUUAUUGAAAAGGUGCUUGAAGGAUACAAUGGCACAAUUUUUGCGUAUGGCCAGACUGGAACUGGAAAAACCUUCACCAUGGAAGGAAUCAGAAAAGUUCCAGAGAUGAAUGGAAUUAUUCCAAACUCAUUCGCUCACAUCUUUGGGCAUAUUUCAAAAGCAGGGGAUAAUGUGAAAUUUUUGGUUCGCGUCUCUUAUUUGGAAAUAUACAAUGAGGAGGUGAGAGAUCUUUUGUCCAGUGAUCAAACAGCAAGACUCGAAGUGAAAGAAAGACCAGACUUUGGUGUUUACGUUAAAGAUUUGACCACUGUUAUGGUCAAUGACACUGACCACAUGGACAAAAUCAUGACCCACGGCAAUAAAAAUCGAGUUGUUGGCUCGACAAACAUGAAUGCGCACAGUUCACGUUCGCACGCAAUUUUUUCAAUUACGGUGGAGUCGAGCGAGGAAGGACCAGAUGGGCAACAACACGUUAAAAUGGGCAAACUCCAUUUAGUGGACUUGGCUGGUUCUGAGCGCCAGAGCAAAACUGGAUCUACUGGUCAGCGAUUGAAAGAGGCCACAAAAAUCAACCUGUCCUUAUCCACUCUGGGAAAUGUGAUUUCAGCACUAGUCGAUGGCAAAAGCACACACAUUCCGUACAGGAACUCCAAACUUACCCGCCUGCUUCAAGACUCACUUGGCGGAAAUGCAAAGACAGUCAUGUGCGCCAAUGUUGGUCCAGCUGAUUAUAAUUAUGAGGAAACUGUGAGCACUCUGCGUUACGCGAACCGUGCUAAGAAUAUCAAGAACUGUGCUAGGAUUAAUGAAGAUCCGAAAGAUGCCUUGUUGAGAAUGUGCCAGAAGGAAAUCGAGGAGUUGAGAAAGCAGCUUCAGGAGGCUGGAAUCUCAAGUGACUCGGAUGGAGAUGAAGGGGAGAAAAAGAAAAUGAAAAAGAGAGGUAACAGUUCUGUAGAAUUGUGGAUACAAAUAAAUAUUGAUUAUGGACUUUUGUGAUCAGGUGAAUGGGCAGCAGAAAUGCAGGCAAGAAUCGAUGCCAACAGACAGGCACUGGCUGAGAAAAAUCUCACCGAGGAUGAGCGAAAGGCGUUGGCAGCUGAGGCUGACAAGUAUGAGGGGGAAUUGAAGAAAACACAGGGCGAGCAGAACACUCUGAAAGAAAAGCUACACAAUUUGGAAAGAAAAAUUCAUGUUGGCGGGGAGAAUCUGCUGGAAAAGGCUGAGGUGCAAGAAAAACUGCUUGCAUCGGCAGCCCUUGAGUUGGAGGAGAGGAAGAAGCAGGAGCUGCGUCUACGGCAGGCGCUCGAGCAGAAAGAGGCCGAGAGACUGGAUAUUGAAGAGAGAUACUCCAGUCUGCAAGAAGAGGCAGCUGGAAAGCAGAAAAAGCUGAAAAAGGUUUGGAGUCUGUUGCAAGGUGUGCGGGCUGAGAUUGCAGAUGUCCAACAAGACCACCAACGAGAGAUGGAAGGGCUUUUGGACAAUGUUCGACAGCUCAAUAGAGAAUUGCGUUUGCAGUCCUUGAUCAUUGACACUUACAUUCCUCCAGAGUACCAAAUGAUGAUUGAGAGAUUUGUCCACUGGAAUGAGGACAUUGGAGAGUGGCAGCUGCGAUGUGUUGCUUACACUGGAAAUAACAUGCGGAAACAAAUCCCCUUUAAUGAAACCAGCCAUGAAAAUGAUCUCGCAGAACCCAAUCUUUCUAGUCUAUAUUUGAGCUACUCAACAGACAGAGUGACUCAUGAUAGAGACAUGAUGAUGUCAAGUGGAUAUUCAAGCAGCAGUGCCAGGAAGCGCUGCGCUCGAUCUGCAGUCAGUCGAUCAGCGCAUUCUUCUACAUACCAACUGGAGCAAAGUUCUCAUCACGGAAAUCCCACUGCAUCUACGUCCAGCAGUGCUAGACCAAAGACCUCACGCCGAUAAUUUUAUUGAUCUUAAUUAUUUUCUGGAUGUAAUAUGUAUUACUUACAUCAAGAAAGUUUGCGAUAUUUAAAUAUACAAGUAAUAAUAAUUCAAGUCGCAUAUUUUUUUUGGCUCACAAAUGGAAUAUUCAAUAAAACAAAAUAAAUAUUACUUU